AGAUUUCUUAAACCGGCAGGUUUCUUUAUAUAAUCAUCACGGGCUAUGACUAAGGAUUUGGCUACAUGCAUGGCGGGGACCCAAAAAUGUAUGAUCUGGAUCUUGAGAGUACGUCGUCGAUAUACUUGUUCCCGGCCCGUUAUAGCACACUAUGUAUCUGCAGAAAGUACGGGGGCUGUCCCUAUUGAUCUCCUUGCUCUUGGACCAGGCAGAAAGAGCUUGAAAAUGCCGGUACAUGUUUUUAUGGAGUCUGGCACUCACAUGCUAUUGUGUACCACCCCAGUAUGGUCGAGGCAGGGACUUGUAUCGGCCACGGCCCCCAUGGGAACUGAGCAGCUGCCGCUGCUAAAUGACACCCAUGCAUGUACUGGAAAGCACAGUGAUGCCGCAGCAUUUGCGUUUUUGUUGUGGGAUCUUCUGUGCAAGUCGGCGCGAGAAGAACGGGAAAACACCAGAUCCUCCCCUCCAUGCCGACGGCUCUCCCGCAUGCGUGCAGCUUCAGGCCCAUCCCCUAGACAGUUCUGCGCCGGAAGCAAUCAAGAGCGCCUGCAGAGUGGGGGAGGGGCACCAGCAAUUUUCGCAGUGCAUGGACUGCCAGCCAUCCCCCCUCCAUUUUCCCUAUUGAGCAGAAAUGAAAGCUCGCCGCUCUAGCAGCUGUCGAUCUGGGUCGGCUUGUUUUAUAUCAAUCGGCGAAUGCGCAUCACGUGGAGCUUUCGGCUGAUUUACACCGGGGUGGGCCCGCCCAGAGACCAUCCCAACACGAUUGCGGGAGCGUCG
Linderina pennispora is the source of this 777-nucleotide messenger RNA. RefSeq lists its product as uncharacterized. The record is from RefSeq and is a predicted model, not a curated record. The transcript has a single exon. Lineage: Eukaryota; Fungi; Kickxellomycota; Kickxellomycetes; Kickxellales; Kickxellaceae. The coding region runs from base 46 to 651 and encodes 201 amino acids.